Molecule: messenger RNA, 921 nt
Organism: Cylindrotheca closterium
Lineage: Eukaryota; Bacillariophyta; Bacillariophyceae; Bacillariales; Bacillariaceae
Source: the annotation of a GenBank genome assembly
AUGUGUGUGACCAUCAUCCAAAAAGAGACGGACCUGAGUACUGCCGAAUAUCUUGGCCACAACGAGGGUGCUCACUGGGUGGGUGACAAGAAUGACAUCAAGGGGAACACAGGGCCAGAUAAAUUCUUCUGCGGGGGGCCAACUGUGAACUUCAAUGGUAUUGACAUCCCGCCCCUGGUCGUCCACUCUUCUAGUGGUGGCAUUACACCUGAGAUUUUAACCUUGGUCGAGGACAGGCUUGAUGAACUCAAUGUCUUCCCCAGAGGCAACGGAAAACCCGACCCAGUGAUUCUAGUUGACGCCCAUGGAUCGAGACUUUCCGCUAAGUUCCUCAACUACGUAUUUAAUAAGGCUCACCGGUGGAUUGUUUUAUUUGGACUUCCGAAUGGAACUGGAUUUUGGCAAGUCGGUGAUUCAAAUGCUCAAAAUGGAAAUAUGAAGGCACACCUUGUCAAGGCCAAAAGGGAAGUUCUCCAAAUGCGGAUGGCAAAAGGUCAACGUGCUGCAAUCUCAAGGAAAGAUGUCGUCCCACUUGUCACCAGCGGUUGGGACAAAUCAUUUGGUCAUAUUGAGAACAACAAGAGAGCCUGCGCCACAAGAGGAUGGAAUCCUCUCAAUCGAGGAUGCCUUGUGCACCCAGAGAUCCUCCGGACGAAGGUUGAUAUCACGUCCGAUCUCACGUCUGACCAAGAGAUGCCAGAAUCUCAAGACACACAAUAUUCCAAUGGUGGUAGUCAAGUAUCCACAGCAUCGGCUGUGACAAUUCCCAGUAUGAACACAGAUGGCUUGGCUGGGUUUUAUCUUGACCACAUAUCCCAGCAGCGUAAGCGAAUGGUAGACCAAUAUAGACUUGAAGAUCCAUUACCAUUAUCCAUUACCGGUACUGCUGUUUGGGCGUGGACUUCAAUUGGGAAUUCUUGA